GCGCCCAGACCUGCGUCAAGUGUCACCUAACGCCGUGAGCGUCGCCCGGCCUGGGCGGGCGGGGUCGGGGACCCCAGGUGCGGUCCCCAUGGGGAUGUGUUUUCCCUGCCCCGGGGAGUCCGCGCCUCCCUCCCCGAAUCUGGAAGAGAAAAGAGCAAAGCUUGCAGAGGCUGCAGAGAGAAGACAGAAGGAGGCUGCAUCUCGGGGAAUUCAAGAUGUUCAAUCUGUGGAAGAAAAGAGAAAGAAAAAAGAAAAAAUAGAAAAACAGAUGGCCACAUCUGGGCCCCCACCAGCAGGUGGACUUAGAUGGACAGUUUCGUGAAGCAUAACAUGAAUGGAAGAGUAUUCUGCCAAUAACUGUUCUACACCUGCAAUCAGACAGACUUGCUCAAUUUAACUUCCUCUCGUAGACAUGAACAGCCAAACUUUGUGUUAUUAGUGCCUGUAAGUGCAGUGCUAAAUCCAUAUGGAAAAUAAUGGUAAAAAUUUUGAUUUUUCAAACUUAGAAAAUGGGCAGACCCCUCAUUAAAUUUUUAUUUUGCUGCACUUGCUGCUUUUCUUCAGGAAGUAAGUAAUUUGCCAUUUAAAAAAAAAACAUGGGUCUAAAUACUAAAAAUGACAUAAAAAUGCAGCAUAUAUCUCAAAUACUUAAAUGAUCAGUUAUAUUUCCCUUCUUUAUAAAACGAUCUAGCUACUUAAACUUGUGCUGAGUAUCCUGUCUCUUUAUUUCACUAUAUGUAGAUGUUUGUUUAAACUUACAGAUUGAGUGCCUUUAAACUGAUAACCAGGGAAAAUCUUAUAAUGUUAUUUGAAGGGCUCAUGUGCAGGAACACUAUGAAUUUUUAUAACUUACUAAGGAAUGAAUAUUCAUAGGCAAAUGCUGAAUCUCUUCUAAUUUAUUUUCUACUUCAGUAGCUUAUUAAAUUAACAUACUGUGCUUUACAUUAUAAUAAGGCUUUUCUUUGCUUGUUUAAAAUUAUAUAUUACUUGUAUCAUCAAAGAUUACUACUGUUAAUAUCAGACUCCGCUUCAUACAGAUCUAUGCUAUAAUUGAAUGAAGUUAACCAACCUGGAUUAAUUAUAAGGAGUGGUAAUAUACUUAUCCAAAUUUUAUAAACAUUUUUACCCUUUUUUAUUUGUCAAAGAAUAAUUAUAAAGUUUAUGUUGAUGUGAAGCUGCUAAUGUAGUUAUGAAUGUAAGAAAAAGAAAUGUAUAUUUAAAAUGUCUGCUUUAAACAUAACCUAUUAGGGGAUUCUAUAUGAUGUACUCAUAAAAGCUUUAUAGACUUAAAUGUAUUAGGAAUGUGAGAUUUAUGUCAUUUGUUCUUUUAUUUUUCUUUUUAAUGCAUAAUAAACUAAGAUAGAAGAAAUAC
Molecule: messenger RNA, 1372 nt
Organism: Dipodomys ordii (Ord's kangaroo rat)
Lineage: Eukaryota; Metazoa; Chordata; Mammalia; Rodentia; Heteromyidae
Gene: Svip
Product: small VCP/p97-interacting protein
Exons: 4
Coding region: 89-322 (77 amino acids)
Biological process (GO): negative regulation of retrograde protein transport, ER to cytosol; negative regulation of VCP-NPL4-UFD1 AAA ATPase complex assembly; positive regulation of autophagy
Cellular component (GO): endoplasmic reticulum membrane
Source: RefSeq, a predicted model, not a curated record